Macaca mulatta (Rhesus monkey) is the source of this 7941-nucleotide messenger RNA. The record is from RefSeq and is a predicted model, not a curated record. NCBI's taxonomy places the organism in Eukaryota, Metazoa, Chordata, Mammalia, Primates, Cercopithecidae.
GCGUCGCCUCGGAAAUCAGCGCCCAGCGCCGCGCGCUGAGCCCCUGCAGGUCGGCCGCAGCCCCAGCCUCGGCGAGGACGGCUCCGGCGCGCGGGGGGGCGGGGGGCGCGCGGGGUCGGCUUAUCAUGGCGGAUCGGACGGCGCCCCGCUGCCAGCUCCGGCUGGAGUGGGUGUACGGGUACCGGGGUCACCAGUGCCGCAACAACCUGUACUACACGGCCGGCAAGGAGGUGGUCUACUUUGUGGCUGGGGUCGGGGUGGUUUACAACACCCGCGAGCACAGCCAAAAAUUCUUCCUGGGACACAACGACGACAUUAUCAGCCUUGCCUUACACCCAGACAAAACUCUUGUUGCAACUGGCCAAGUCGGGAAGGAGCCAUAUAUAUGCAUAUGGGAUUCCUAUAAUGUCCAGACUGUGUCUAUUCUUAAAGAUGUCCAUACACAUGGAGUUGCCUGCCUGGCUUUUGACUCAGAUGGACAGCGUUUAGCCUCUGUGGGGUUGGAUGCCAAAAACACAGUCUGCAUUUGGGACUGGAGGAAGGGAAAACUUCUGGCCUCAGCCACUGGCCAUUCUGACCGGAUUUUUGAUAUUUCCUGGGAUCCAUAUCAGCCAAACAGAGUGGUUAGCUGUGGAGUAAAACAUAUAAAGUUUUGGACACUGUGUGGAAAUGCCCUGACUGCAAAAAGAGGGAUAUUUGGCAAAACGGGGGAUCUUCAGACCAUCCUUUGCCUUGCAUGUGCCAAAGAAGACAUCACCUACUCUGGUGCUUUAAAUGGUGACAUCUAUGUCUGGAAAGGGCUCAAUUUAGUCCGUACCAUUCAAGGAGCACAUAGUGCUGGAAUCUUUAGCAUGUAUGCUUGUGAAGAAGGCUUUGCCACUGGUGGGCGAGAUGGGUGUAUACGACUAUGGGACACUGAUUUCAAACCAAUAACCAAAAUUGAUCUCAGGGAGACAGAACAAGGAUAUAAAGGCCUCUCUAUCCGGAGCGUGUGCUGGAAAGCAGACCGCCUUCUAGCAGGGACCCAGGACAGUGAGAUAUUUGAAGUGAUUGUGCGAGAGCGAGACAAGCCGAUGUUGAUCCUGCAGGGCCACUGCGAGGGUGAGCUCUGGGCUCUGGCCCUGCACCCCAAGAAACCUCUGGCUGUGACAGGCAGCGAUGACCGCUCUGUCAGGCUGUGGAGCCUGGCCGAUCAUGCCUUGAUCGCCCGCUGUAACAUGGAGGAGGCGGUUCGCAGUGUAGCUUUCAGCCCCGACGGAUCUCAGCUGGCCCUGGGCAUGAAGGACGGCUCUUUCAUUGUUCUCCGAGUCAGAGAUAUGACAGAAGUAGUUCACAUCAAAGAUCGAAAAGAAGUCAUUCAUGAAAUGAAAUUUUCUCCAGAUGGUUCUUACCUUGCAGUGGGAUCCAAUGAUGGCCCAGUAGAUGUCUAUGCUGUUGCCCAGAGGUAUAAGAAAAUUGGAGAAUGCAGCAAGUCCCUUAGUUUCAUCACGCACAUUGACUGGUCCUUGGAUAGUAAAUACUUACAAACUAAUGAUGGUGCAGGAGAACGAUUGUUCUACAAAAUGCCAUCGGGGAAGUCUUUAACAAGUAAAGAAGAAAUUAAAGGAAUUCCUUGGGCUUCCUGGACAUGUGUGAAAGGCCCUGAAGUGAGUGGAAUUUGGCCCAAAUACACUGAGGUUACUGACAUCAACUCAGUGGAUGCGAAUUACAGCAGCUCAGUGUUGGUGUCUGGAGAUGAUUUUGGACUUGUUAAAUUGUUUAGAUUUCCUUGUCUCAAGAGAGGAGCCAAAUUUAGAAAGUAUGUGGGCCAUUCUGCACAUGUCACAAACGUCCGCUGGUCCCAUGACUUUCAGUGGGUGUUGAGCACAGGAGGGGCUGAUCACUCAGUUUUCCAGUGGAGGUUUAUUCCAGAAGGUGUCAGCAACGGCAUGCUGGAAACUGCACCCCAAGAAGGUGGAACUGAUUCCUACAGUGAAGAAUCUGAUUCAGAUUUAUCUGACGUGCCCGAAUUGGACUCUGAUAUUGAGCAAGAAACUCAAAUCAAUUAUGAUCGCCAGGUUUACAAAGAAGAUCUACCUCAGCUAAAGCAACAAAGUAAAGAGAAAAACCACGUAGUGCCCUUCCUCAAACGAGAAAAGGCUCCUGAGGACAGCUUGAAACUCCAGUUCAUACACGGUUAUAGAGGCUACGACUGUAGAAACAAUCUGUUCUACACACAAGCUGGAGAAGUAGUCUACCACAUUGCCGCAGUUGCUGUUGUGUAUAACCGGCAGCAGCACUCCCAGAGGCUGUACCUGGGGCACGACGACGACAUUCUCAGCCUGACCAUCCAUCCAGUGAAGGACUAUGUGGCUACUGGGCAGGUUGGAAGAGAUGCUGCUAUUCAUGUGUGGGACACACAAACUCUAAAAUGUCUGUCGCUAUUGAAAGGACAACAUCAGAGAGGAGUGUGUGCGCUUGAUUUUUCAGCCGAUGGAAAAUGUCUGGUGUCGGUUGGUUUAGACGAUUUUCACAGUAUUGUAUUUUGGGACUGGAAAAAGGGAGAAAAGAUAGCCACAACAAGAGGACAUAAAGAUAAGAUAUUUGUGGUAAAGUGUAACCCACACCAUGUUGACAAACUGGUUACAGUUGGGAUAAAGCACAUCAAGUUCUGGCAACAAGCAGGUGGGGGCUUCACUUCUAAAAGAGGAACUUUUGGAAGCAUUGGAAAAUUGGAAACAAUGAUGUGUGUUUCUUAUGGACGAAUGGAAGAUCUAGUGUUCUCAGGAGCAGCUACUGGAGAUAUUUUUAUUUGGAAAGACAUUCUACUACUGAAGACAGUGAAAGCUCAUGAUGGGCCUGUGUUUGCUAUGUAUGCAUUGGAUAAGGGCUUUGUAACGGGUGGAAAGGAUGGCAUCGUGGAGCUCUGGGAUGAUAUGUUUGAAAGAUGCUUGAAGACUUAUGCCAUUAAAAGAUCAGCAUUGUCAACUAGCUCAAAAGGCUUGCUUUUGGAAGAUAACCCUUCAAUUCGUGCCAUCACGUUGGGACAUGGACAUAUCCUGGUGGGAACAAAAAAUGGAGAGAUUCUGGAAAUUGAUAAGAGCGGCCCAAUGACACUACUUGUUCAGGGGCACAUGGAAGGAGAAGUGUGGGGGUUGGCAGCUCACCCUCUCCUGCCCAUCUGUGCAACAGUGAGCGAUGAUAAAACACUUCGCAUCUGGGAACUGUCUGCCCAGCACCGUAUGCUGGCAGUACGGAAACUCAAAAAAGGUGGAAGAUGCUGUGCCUUUUCCCCUGAUGGGAAAGCCUUAGCAGUUGGCUUGAAUGAUGGGAGUUUCCUGGUUGUAAAUGCUGACACUGUUGAAGACAUGGUCUCUUUCCAUCACAGAAAAGAAAUGAUCUCUGAUAUUAAGUUUUCAAAAGAUACGGGAAAAUACCUUGCCGUGGCAUCCCAUGAUAACUUUGUGGAUAUUUACAAUGUACUUACAAGCAAAAGGGUUGGCAUCUGUAAAGGUGCUUCGAGUUAUAUUACACACAUUGACUGGGACUCUAGAGGAAAAUUAUUGCAAGUUAAUUCAGGUGCCAAAGAACAACUUUUUUUUGAAGCUCCAAGAGGCAAACGGCAUAUAAUAAGACCUUCAGAGAUUGAGAAGAUACAGUGGGACACAUGGACCUGUGUCCUGGGGCCCACCUGUGAGGGAAUCUGGCCAGCACAUAGCGAUAUAACUGACGUAAAUGCUGCCAGUCUUACCAAAGACUGUUCCCUUUUAGCCACUGGAGAUGAUUUUGGUUUUGUUAAGCUUUUCUCAUAUCCCGUCAAGGGACAGCAUGCAAGAUUCAAGAAGUAUGUGGGGCACAGUGCACACGUCGCCAACGUGAGGUGGCUGCACAAUGACUCUGUGCUGCUCACAGUGGGCGGCGCUGACACAGCCCUGAUGAUCUGGACCAGGGAGUUUGUGGGGACCCAGGAGAGCAAGCUGGUGGACAGCGAGGAGUCGGACACCGACGUGGAAGAGGAUGGAGGCUAUGACAGCGAUGUUGCUCGAGAAAAGGCCAUUGACUACACCACCAAGAUCUAUGCUGUGAGCAUCAGGGAAAUGGAAGGCACCAAGCCACACCAGCAGCUGAAGGAAGUUUCCGUGGAAGAAAGGCAGGGAAUUGUCAAGGGAUCAAGGCCACCCGUUAGCCGAGCAGCUCCCCAGCCUGAGAAACUGCAGAAGAACAAUAUCACCAAAAAAAAGAAACUGGUGGAGGAGCUGGCUCUAGACCAUGUGUUUGGCUACAGAGGAUUCGACUGUCGAAAUAACCUGCAUUACCUUAAUGAUGGCACCGACAUCAUCUUCCACACGGCGGCGGCUGGCAUCGUUCAGAACCUCUCCACAGGGAGCCAGAGCUUCUAUUUGGAGCAUACGGAUGACAUCCUCUGUCUCACAGUGAACCAGCACCCCAAGUACAGAAACGUGGUGGCCACCAGCCAAAUAGGGACAACACCUUCCAUCCAUGUAUGGGACGCCAUGACCAAACACACCCUCUCCAUGCUGCGGUGCUUCCACUCCAAGGGGGUGAAUUACGUCAACUUCAGUGCAACCGGAAAGCUCCUGGUGUCGGUGGGAGUGGACCCUGAGCACACCAUCACUGUCUGGCGAUGGCAGGAAGGUGCCAAGGUUGCCAGCCGAGGGGGUCACCUGGAGCGCAUAUUCGUGGUGGAAUUUCGCCCUGACUCAGACACACAGUUUGUAUCUGUCGGGGUCAAACAUAUGAAGUUCUGGACCCUGGCAGGCAGCGCCUUGCUUUACAAAAAAGGAGUCAUCGGGUCCCUGGGAGCUGCCAAAAUGCAAACGAUGCUCUCCGUGGCCUUCGGUGCUAACAACCUCACUUUCACGGGUGCCAUCAAUGGAGACGUCUACGUGUGGAAGGACCACUUCCUCAUCCGGCUGGUGGCCAAGGCUCACACAGGCCCCGUGUUCACAAUGUACACAACCCUUCGGGAUGGACUCAUAGUGACCGGCGGAAAAGAGCGGCCGACCAAAGAAGGAGGUGCUGUAAAAUUGUGGGACCAGGAGAUGAAGCGCUGCCGGGCCUUUCAGCUGGAGACGGGGCAGCUGGUGGAGUGUGUGCGCUCUGUGUGCCGUGGAAAAGGAAAAAUCUUAGUGGGAACCAAAGACGGAGAAAUAAUUGAAGUUGGUGAAAAAAAUGCUGCUUCUAAUAUCCUGAUUGAUGGUCACAUGGAAGGGGAGAUUUGGGGCCUGGCCACUCACCCUUCCAAGGACCUGUUCAUCUCUGCCAGCAACGACGGCACAGCCCGGAUCUGGGACCUGGCUGACAAGAAGCUGUUAAACAAGGUGAGCCUGGGCCACGCAGCCAGGUGUGCGGCCUACAGCCCUGACGGGGAGAUGGUGGCCAUUGGCAUGAAGAAUGGAGAGUUUGUCAUCUUGUUGGUGAACAGCCUGAAAGUUUGGGGGAAAAAAAGAGACCGGAAAUCUGCUAUCCAAGAUAUCAGAAUCAGCCCAGACAACCGAUUCUUAGCCGUUGGUUCUUCUGAACACACAGUCGACUUCUAUGACCUCACUCAGGGCACAAAUCUGAACCGCAUUGGCUACUGCAAAGAUAUUCCAAGCUUUGUCAUUCAGAUGGAUUUUUCUGCAGAUGGCAAAUACAUUCAGGUGUCAACAGGUGCCUAUAAGCGCCAGGUGCAUGAGGUCCCCCUGGGGAAGCAGGUAACUGAAGCCAUGGUCAUUGAGAAGAUCACCUGGGCCUCCUGGACAAGUGUCCUGGGAGAUGAAGUCAUUGGAAUCUGGCCACGAAAUGCAGACAAAGCUGAUGUCAACUGCGCAUGUGUGACCCACGCUGGCCUGAACAUUGUCACAGGAGAUGACUUUGGGCUGGUGAAGCUCUUUGAUUUUCCGUGCACAGAGAAAUUUGCCAAACAUAAGCGAUACUUUGGUCACUCGGCUCACGUGACAAACAUCCGUUUCUCUUAUGACGACAAGUAUGUGGUCAGCACUGGAGGAGACGACUGCAGUGUAUUUGUGUGGCGAUGUCUGUAAAUGCCAGAAGCCUCUUCUUGCUGCUGCUGCUACCAGCCAGCAACUGCAGAGGCCACGCUGAGGUGCCUCCUUGCCACCAGUCGUUGGGAAAUGCCUACCAUGCUGCCCCGGACGCACAAGCUCAAAAUGCUGCGGAAGUUACACAGCUGCUCCCAUAAUCUGGACUCUCCAAAACUGUGAUGCCACGAAGGAAGGUCAAGUUGUAAAAUGUUAAGACUGCUUGCCUCUGUUCCUGAGACUAAACACUAUACAUACUGACUACACUGACAAAGAACUCCUAUCUGAGAAUGUAGCCCGCUGACAAAUUUUGAAGCCUCGGUUACCCUAAACCAAUAUGUAGCUUUUAAUUUGCAUCAAAACUUUUACAAAGAUGUUUUGCUAUUGUUUCUAUAUACUUCAAGAAUGUUCAUUUUUACAAAUAAGUUGAACAAGACAGCCUAAGUUAGAUGCACCGAAGUACUAGAAGUAUCGCUAGCCUCUGUUCUCCAAUUUAGCUUUCAAAACCAAAUGAGCCAUGUAUAAAGGAGUUGAGAAACUUAAUUUUUUAAUGUUUCAUUUGCAGAGUUUUAUAUCCAUUAAGUGCCUUUGAAAGUUUCCAGUUGUGUGGGCUGCUGUCUCACCUCCCACCAAUUUCUCCUUUUUCCAUAUGGUGCUAAAACUUCAAAGCUGAGGAGGGCUGCAGGACCCUUAGCAGAUUCUGCAUGUCACCCUUGUCCUGUGUUCAUGCCAAGGCUUCCUAAAUGAAAGACAUCAGUUACCUGCUUAUGGGAAGGUGAGCAGCAAAGGAAUUGAAGUUCGGGACGGGGUAGAAUCAUGGGUUUUCAUUGUGUUUCGUGCCAAACCCACAAAAUCCAAAAUAGAAUUCAAAUUAAACAAAGUUCUACUAUAAAAUGGAAGGGAAAAAAGGCUCUGGAAGGUCCAGGAGAAUGAGCUGACUUAUCUUGUUAAAUCUUAAGAUAAAUGGGGUAACCCAAGGCUGCACCUUAUUGUACCACCCUGAGUGGAGUUGAGGUGACUCCACUGAUUGCUUCAGAUGAACUAUGUAGGUGAAGUCCAGAUUCUAAAAAAAUUACCUGCAGAACAAAUUGUAAACCCAAGGAAUAGCUGGUAAAUCAAAAUUAUAAAGUGAGUUAGAGUUCCUUGGAGUUGGUUGUAUGACAGAAUAUGACUUGGACAAUCUUUACCAGAAGCCAUCCGUACGCCCCCUCAGUCACACUUUCCAUGUAGCUGACCAGUGACUACAGGAUGUGGCUGACAGUGCUCACUGAAAGGAGAGCUGGUGAGGGAUUGGUUGUUCUGAGCACAUAGACGCCUAUUAGUCCUUCCGUUCAGUGAACACAAAUUCGAGAUCUACAUUUACUGGCUACUUGCAUUUGUCAGUUUAGAGAAAAGGUAAAAUGAAGCAUUUUCAAUUAAAGAAUAGACUAACAAACAUUUACCACAGAAGUGCUUCAGCAUUCUAAAUGGAUUAGAUCACUCAUUAAGCUAUUUUUAUAUGCCAAUUUACUAAUGCCUUACAUCAAUUGAAUAGGUUGUUGGGCCCACAGUAGAGUCCCUAUGCAGUCCCAAUUCUGUUUUCUGUAACCAUGUGACUGGUGAUGCUGAGUGAUAACCAUGUCUGCCUAUAUUGUACUAGACUCUUCAUGCUGAUCGGAUCUUGCAUUGAAAUAACCACGUGGAAGAACAAUAAAUCGAUUAGUUAUGAAAUGUACAACCAUACUUAAAGAGCAAUAGUGUCCGUGUGUCAUGAAAAACUUAUUUGUAAACGUUUAUAUGGUAUGAUUUUAUGUAUGUUCAUAAAUCCUGCACUGUAUGAUAUACGUUAAAAUAUCGGUGCAUGAAUUUAUUUUCAAAAAGUAUAAAACACAUCACUUAAACAUUUUAUGUGUCAAAUAAAUUUGAUUAUGUAAACACA